CACCCCUUCGAACGCCAUUACAAGCCUCGAAUUCGUCUAACCUCACUAAUUGUUUAUUGUCAUUAAUUAAUCAUUUCUUGCUAAUCACCUAAAUCCCAUAAAUGUUGAAUCAGUGUUCAGUGUAACCAAGUGUAGCCAGUAAUCAUCGGGAACACACUCGUCAUCCAGCAAUGUCUGUGUUCUUCGUUAAUGCGAAUCAAGACAGUGAAGUGGAAGAUCCGGUGGAUUCAAAUGGAGAUCUCCAGAUUGCAUCCCCGGGGAGUUCUGAGGCACAACAGGCACUGCUCACAUUCUGGCCGAAAAUAACUGAAGAAAUUAAGAAAAUAGCGACAGUGAGCGCGAUGGACUUGAAGACACAAUCCCUCCCCCUCGCAAGGAUAAAAAAGAUCAUGAAGCUGGACGGUGACGUGAAGAUGAUAAGCGCCGAGGCCCCCAUGUUAUUCUCAAAAGCAGCUGAAAUAUUCAUUCACGAGUUGACCCUGAGGGCGUGGGUGCACACCGAGGACAACAAACGACGAACACUCCAGCGCAAUGACAUUGCAAUGGCAAUAACAAAGUACGACCAAUUCGAUUUUCUCAUCGACAUUGUUCCCAGAGACGAAUUGAAACAGAGUAAAGCCCAGUCUGACGGUGUUCGCACAGUGAUGAAUUCAGAUCAGGUGCAUUAUUACUUCCAAUUGGCGCAGCAACAAGCCUCCGCCAAUCAGAGUGUCCAGAAUAAUGGUGCAGCACAGCCGAUACAAAUUGUUCAGCCCAAUGCUGGACAGAUACAGACGAUAAACAUUGGCAGUCCAGUUGACCAGGAAUCGACGAACACGAGCACAGCUCAAACAGUCACGGUGCAGAGUCCUCAGCAGGGAGGUGGACAGCAAGUUAUACAGCUUCAGCAGGCACAACAGACAUCACCGCAAUCUGGGGGGAUUCAGAUUGUACAGCAGAUUGUUACGCCUAAUGGGGAUAUCCAGCAAAUACCUAUUCAAUUAACCCCCCAACAACUACAGAUGAUUAGAAUGCAAGUGCAAGGUGGCAGUAAUCAACCGAUAAUCAUCCAAGCAGCGCCCAUACAAGCCCAGCCACAGAUAAUCCAAGUGGCGCAGAGUGGCCAGACCCCCGUGUACCUUCAAACGGGUGGGAAUGAUAACGAAUAACCCCUCCCCUUGGAAAAAACCCGGCUUUACCUCUAGAUUAAAUGUAUAAACAUUUUUAAUUAAUUAAUAUAAAUAGAUGUUAAUCGUUAUUGUAAGGUUUACUUAAAUGAAUGAAUGAAGAUAUCAUUUUUUCUAA
Messenger RNA from Diachasma alloeum, 1284 nucleotides. RefSeq names its product nuclear transcription factor Y subunit gamma (gene Nf-YC). The transcript is spliced from 4 exons. The coding region runs from base 171 to 1148 and encodes 325 amino acids. Gene Ontology annotation, molecular function: DNA-binding transcription activator activity, RNA polymerase II-specific; DNA binding; protein heterodimerization activity. The record is from RefSeq and is a predicted model, not a curated record. Gene Ontology annotation, biological process: regulation of DNA-templated transcription. NCBI's taxonomy places the organism in Eukaryota, Metazoa, Arthropoda, Insecta, Hymenoptera, Braconidae. Gene Ontology annotation, cellular component: nucleus; CCAAT-binding factor complex.